Molecule: messenger RNA, 1387 nt
Organism: Alnus glutinosa
Lineage: Eukaryota; Viridiplantae; Streptophyta; Magnoliopsida; Fagales; Betulaceae
Product: glycosyltransferase BC10-like
Exons: 10
Coding region: 16-1251 (411 amino acids)
Cellular component (GO): membrane
Molecular function (GO): glycosyltransferase activity
Source: RefSeq, a predicted model, not a curated record
GAGGACUGAUCAGCCAUGACAAAGAAGAAAGCAUCAUCAUCACCCAUACGCCACGUCGUGAGGCUUUUCUCAAGGCUCACGAUCUUUCUAUGUGUCCUGCUUUGUCUGUUGGCUUUUCUCAUGCUGCACCACUCUCAGUCCAAGCUCCAAACACCAAUCUUUCCUUCUCCAACCACUCGUAGAUUACGUGAUGAUCAUCACUUUGAAGGCCCUUCAAAGAUUGCCUUUCUCUUCCUUGUUCGCCGAGACCUUCCUCUUGAUUUUCUCUGGGGUGCCUUCUUCAAGAAUGGAGAUGAAGCCAAGUUCUCUAUUUAUAUUCAUUCGGAGCCCGGUUUUGUGUUUGAUGAGACGACAGCAAGUUCAGCAUUCUUUUAUGGCCGACAGUUAAAAAAUAGCAUUCAGGUAGUAUGGGGAGAAUUAAGUAUGAUAGAGGCAGAACGGUUAUUACUUGAUAAAGCUCUUGAUGAUCCAGCCAACCAGAGAUUUGUUCUUCUCUCUGAUAGUUGUGUCCCUUUGUACAACUUUAGUUACAUCUACAAUAAGGUGAUGUCUUCUCCAAAAAGUUUUGUGGACAGCUUUCUUGAUGCCAAAGAACGUCGCUACAAUCCCAAGAUGUCGCCUACUAUACCGGAGGAAAAAUGGCGAAAAGGAUCCCAGUGGAUCACUUUGGUUAGAAGACACGCAGAAAUUAUCGUGGAUGAUGACAUUAUUUUUCCUGUCUUCAGGAAAUUUUGCAAGCGACGGCGGCGGCCACCUAUAAACUCGAUGAAGAGAAGGCAACUUCUAAACUUUCUUGCCAUUGAUUUCAGAUUUCUAUUCCCAUGGCUGAAGCACCACAACUGUAUUCCAGAUGAACAUUACGUGCCGACAUUACUUGCAAUGAGAGGGCUUGAAGGCGAACUUGAAAGAAGAACAUUGACCUACACCUCAUGGAAUCAGUCUGCAAUGAGAGAGAAAAGAAGAUCUUGGCACCCUAUCACGUUCGAUUAUGCAGAUGCAAACCCUCAUAAAAUCAAAGAAAUAAAGGAUAUCAACCAUGUCUACUAUGAGUCCGAACACCGGACUGAAUUCUGCAGAAUCAAUUCUAAACUUAGUCCGUGUUUCUUAUUUGCAAGAAAGUUCACAUGUCGAGCGGCCAUCCGCCUUUCGAAUGAAGGAUUACUCAGUCCAUACAUUACUCAUACAAUAUCAAAUACAAGGCCAUGGAUGACCUCAUUAAACUUGAAAAGAAAAGGUAACCAAGAUAUGUAACUCUUGCAGAAUUGGGGAGUGGCAUAGAAAAUUUUACAGAAUGUUACCUAUUGUAGAGGUACCAAGCGGUUUCUUAUGCCACAAUGCUUGUGCUAUAAAUUUUGAGAUCCAAAGAGAGCCAAUGUUUUUUUAUCAA